This is a messenger RNA of Perognathus longimembris pacificus (Pacific pocket mouse), 2122 nucleotides long. It is a transcript of the gene Egln2, whose product is annotated as egl-9 family hypoxia inducible factor 2. Gene Ontology annotation, biological process: peptidyl-proline hydroxylation to 4-hydroxy-L-proline; cellular response to hypoxia. Gene Ontology annotation, cellular component: cytoplasm; nucleus. The record is from RefSeq and is a predicted model, not a curated record. The transcript has 6 exons. The coding region runs from base 346 to 1590 and encodes 414 amino acids. NCBI's taxonomy places the organism in Eukaryota, Metazoa, Chordata, Mammalia, Rodentia, Heteromyidae. Gene Ontology annotation, molecular function: peptidyl-proline 4-dioxygenase activity; ferrous iron binding; L-ascorbic acid binding.
UUGGGGCGAGGGCGGAGCGUCGCGGGUGGUGGUGGGGGCGGGGUAUGGCGCUCCGCGAAGCGCUGGGCGGUUGGCACAAACGGCGUAUUCGGGGCCGGAGGAAAAAGCUCGCUACCCCAGCCGGUCCCUUCUCACAUCCUUAGGGACACCAGUGGACUUGGGGACCAGCAAGCAUACCCAGGGUACAAAAAGGAGCCCCUGCUGCCGGCCCUGCCUCACCCUGCCCCACGCCAGGCCCAGCAGCCCCCGGCUGCAGCCAGUAGAGGAGGAGGAGGAGGUGGAGGAGGGUGGCAUCAUGGGCCGGGGCCGUGCCCUCCAUGCCCGGGGGAUGAAGACACUGCAGCCAUGGACAGCCGGUGCCAGCCACAGUCCCUGAGUCAGGCUCUCCCUCAGUUGCCAGGGUCUGUGUCAGAGCCCUUGGAGCCUAGCCGAGGCAGGAUGGGGGUGGAAAGUUACCUGCCCUGUACUCUGCUACCCUCCUACCACCAUCCUGGAGCAGCCAGUGAGGUCUCCGCUGGGAAUGGGACCCCCAGAGCCACAGCCACCGUUACCACUGCCAGUCCCCUGCGGGAAGGCUUCAGUAGUCAGGAUGGCGGCGAGCUGUGGCCACUGCAGAGUGAAGGUGCCGCGGCCCUGGUCACCAAGGAGUGCCAGCGACUGGCUGCCCAGGGUGCUCGUCCGGAGGCCCCUAAACGGAAGUGGGCUGAGGAUGGUGGGGAUGCCUCCUCACCCGCCAAGAGGCCCUGGGCCAGGCAAGAGGACCAGGAGGCAAAGGAAGAGGGUGAUGUGGGCUGUGGCGCUGGCCCCAGCACUACCAGCAGCAGCACUGGUAACGGCAGCGGCGAGGCGAGUGCCAGGCUGAGGGAAGAGACCCUGCCCUGUGCUCCUGAGCGUCUGGCCCUGGACUAUAUUGUGCCUUGCAUGCGGUACUAUGGUAUCUGCGUCAAGGACAACUUCUUGGGGGCAGCACUGGGCGGCCGGGUACUGGCUGAGGUGGAGGCACUGAAGUGGGGCGGGCGCCUGCGUGACGGGCAGCUGGUGAGUCAGCGUGCCAUCCCACCGCGCAGCAUUCGUGGGGACCAGAUUGUCUGGGUGGAAGGCCAUGAGCCAGGCUGCCGGAGCAUCGGUGCCCUUAUGGCCCACGUGGACGCUGUAAUCCGUCACUGUGCUGGGCGGCUGGGCAACUACGUCAUCAAUGGGCGCACCAAGGCUAUGGUGGCUUGUUACCCAGGUAACGGGCUGGGGUACGUGAGACACGUUGACAAUCCCCACGGCGACGGGCGCUGUGUCACCUGCAUCUAUUACCUGAAUCAGAACUGGGAUGUCAAGGUGCACGGUGGCCUGCUGCAGAUCUUCCCCGAAGGCCGGCCCGUGGUAGCUAACAUCGAGCCGCUCUUUGACCGGUUGCUCAUUUUUUGGUCUGAUCGACGGAACCCCCACGAGGUGAAGCCAGCCUAUGCCACCAGGUACGCCAUCACUGUCUGGUAUUUUGAUGCCAAGGAGCGGGCAGCAGCCAAAGACAAGUAUCAGCUAGCAUCGGGACAGAAAGGUGUUCAAGUACCUGUAUCACAGCCGGCCACCCCUACUUAGUGCUCAGCCCGAGCACUGCAUGGAUGGACAGCUCGCCCGCCCAACUUCAGGAGAGCUUUGGGCCUGGCGGCAGCCCACCCACCUCAGUGCCCUUCUACUCCCCUGCCACCGCUGCUGCUUCUGGCUUGCCUCUGUCCUUCCUGGUGUGGAGGACUGCAUGGCUGAGGACCAAGGAGGAGGAGCUAGCGCUGCCCCAGGUGGGGGCGGGGGCAGUGUUGUGGUGUAUCAUUAGUGAGGCCGAGGGCCUGUGUGUGCUGCCUGAUCUGGCCAUCUCUCCAUUGGGUGUGGAGAGGCAGGACACGCAAUUUGGGGUUGAGGUGAGUCACAGCCUCUUGCUGGUGAGGGCUUGUGGAGGGGAACAUCUCCAGUCUCCCCACUCCCCCAGCCUGGAAUGUGAAGUGACUCCCCAACCUCCCUUCCAUGGCACCAUUCAGCCUGGGCUGCCACCUGCAUAGGCAGGGUGACAGUACCAGCAGGAGCAUGGGUUUGAAAGUCCUGCCAGCCAAGAAAUAAAGUUUACCUCAGAAAUGCA